Molecule: messenger RNA, 798 nt
Organism: Seminavis robusta
Lineage: Eukaryota; Bacillariophyta; Bacillariophyceae; Naviculales; Naviculaceae
Source: the annotation of a GenBank genome assembly
AUGAUUGGAGGUGGCAACGACAACACAGUGCUGAGGUUCUCUUUCACCAACAAACAGCAGUUCAGUGAUGCCUCGUCGCAGUUGCAAGAUGCGUCUUCCCAUGUUUCCGCGGUUCACCUGAAAAGCCGUGGCUUUCUCUCCGCGUGUAUCCGGGUCUCCAAGCUCAUGGGAGAGUUGGCGCAAUGUCCUCUUCUUCAAGUACUUGAAAUCGACAUGCCCAAUGAAUCAGUGCAUACCCAUGCGCUUGUUGCCGUGCUCCAAGCGUCAAAGAAAACAUUGGUGGCAUUGACUCUACGCGCCAAUGUUUUGCGUGCCAAACGAGGUGGUACUGCUAGCAAGAGGCUCGUCGUGGAAGGACUGCGGAACCUAGUCGCAUUGGAGAAUUUCUCAUGGAAUAACGGUUCCGUGGACGGCUGUUUCAGUGAAAUCAUUGGAGCCGUUGCGAACUGCCCAAAGCUAAAGUCUGUGACGUUGACUCAAAAUCUUUGGGGAGACACGUUCGACGAAUUGGCCCUCAAUCCAACCCUGGAGGCUUUGACUUGUUCAGGGUGUGUCAUAAACUGGACUGGUAGACUUGGAACCUAUGAUAUCACUUUGGAUCGGUUCUGCCAGACACUGCAAACUUCCCGCCUCAAGUCGCUCAAGAUCUGUCCUCCUCCUACCAAUAAUGAUCACGAGAAUGUUGAUAUGACACCCCUUGCCAACUAUCUACACCACACCAAACACUUGGAACAUUUGUCAUUGGCAAUCCACAAGACACAAGUCAAGGCUCUAGCCAAUGGUUUGAAACACAACUAA